AUGGAGGAUGGCAACAAUGAGUGUGUACUGCACGUGGGAAAGCAUGUCACAUAUGAGGGGAAUCUACCAGAACUUGACGAUUCGCAAAAAUUGGCCAAAAAAGCAUCCUGGCAAAAAAGAAUUGAAGGGAUUCGUUGUGUGGUGGCACCAAUGGUGGAUCAAAGUGAGCUCGCAUUCCGGAUGAUGCUGCGAAAACAUGGAGCGCAUCUGUGUUUUUCACCGAUGAUCCAUGCACAGCUUUUUGUCACCGAUGCUACCUAUCGCCGUAUGGCCUUGUCCACAUGCCUUGAUGAUCGACCUCUCAUUGUACAGUUCUGUGCUAAUGACCCAGUGACUCUGCUAACCGCCUGCCAAUUAGUUGGAAAUUUUUGCGAUGGAGUAGAUUUGAACUUGGGUUGUCCUCAGCUCAUCGCUAAACGUGGACAUUACGGCGCUUACUUGCAGGAAGAUCUAAAAUUGAUUUGUGAAAUGGUUGCAUUAUUGCAUUCACAUUUGCGAUUACCUCUUUCUUGCAAGAUACGAAUUCUUCAGGACAUUAAUGAAACGGUCGCGUACGCUAGAGCCCUAGUGAAAGCAGGUGCUUGUAUGCUCACUGUUCACGGAAGAACUCGAGAACAACGAGGUCCGAAUACUGGCUUAGCGGAUUGGUAUGCUAUGCGUGCCGUCGUAAAUGCGGUUGAUGUGCCGGUCCUAGCAAAUGGCAAUAUUCAGCUACCCGGUGAUGUUGACCGGUGCUUGGAAAUAACUGGUGCAAGUGCAAUAAUGAGUGCUGAAGGUAUUCUAUCGAAUCCUUAUUUAUUUGAAAAACGACACGAAGUAAAUUGGACUGCAGCUCGGGAGUAUCUAGAUUUUGCAAAACGUUACGAAUCCACUGUCAGUGCUGUACGGGCUCACUUGUUCCGCAUAUGCCACCACAGUUUAUUAGAAUACAGCGAUCUGCGCGAACGUUUGUCAUACGUUUGUUCUAUGAAGGAUUUUCAUCAAAUUGUGGAUGAUUUGGAAGAGCGUGUUUUUCAGUCUGUUUCAAGUGCAAAAUUGGAAUUCGCAGAAGUGAAAGCAGUAGCUUUGGCUACUUCUCCUGCAUUGAUGCCUCACUGGAUCUGUAAGCCUUAUUAUCGUCCAAUACGUGAUGACUCAUCUGUUUCUGAUUCGCUGUAUCGUGAACGACGACGAGCGGAGCUUGAUGCUUUGGCUCAAAAGACUGGCCUUUCAAAGAGGCAAUUACGUAAGCGUGAGAAGCGGAAAAUUGAAGAUCGAAAGGAACAGUGCAAGGUUCAAGCUUAUUCGAAGUGUUUACGUUGCGACUUGCCUGCCAGUCAGGGUUGUACAUUUGUUUAUUGUAAGAAUUGUUGUCGUUUCAGAGCUGCAACGGAACGAAAGGACUGUAAAACACACAAUUUCCAUUUUACUACGAAAAUUCCGUGGUGUUAUCGUGAACGUAAUGGUACAGCGGCAGUUGCAACAAGCUAA
Messenger RNA from Cercopithifilaria johnstoni, 1470 nucleotides. NCBI's taxonomy places the organism in Eukaryota, Metazoa, Nematoda, Chromadorea, Rhabditida, Onchocercidae. The record is from the annotation of a GenBank genome assembly.